AUGUCGCAAAUGCCGGAAGCAGACGGUAGCGACGACUACUAUGAACCAAUGACUGUUGACGACGAAAACGACGAGUCCCCUCAAGGUGGCGAUAAGGUUGUUGAUCAGGAUUUCUUUAAUGAUUUUUCGGAUGACUUUGAUGACGAGGAUCUCAAAUAA
Messenger RNA from Ambispora leptoticha, 159 nucleotides. The record is from the annotation of a GenBank genome assembly. Lineage: Eukaryota; Fungi; Glomeromycota; Glomeromycetes; Archaeosporales; Ambisporaceae.